Funneliformis geosporum is the source of this 1578-nucleotide messenger RNA. NCBI's taxonomy places the organism in Eukaryota, Fungi, Glomeromycota, Glomeromycetes, Glomerales, Glomeraceae. The record is from the annotation of a GenBank genome assembly.
CAAAUCCUGGAUACACUAAAUGCUGAUAUAAUUUGUUUUCAAGAAACAAAAAUUACUAUAGACAAACUAGAUUCUUCCCUUGCAAUAAUACCAGGAUAUGACGCUUAUUUUUCUUCUUCAAGGGGGAAAGGUGGAUACGCAGGAGUCGUUACGUAUGUAAGGACAAGUACCGUAAAACCAAUUGCAGCUGAAGAAGGAAUCUCCGGCAUUCUAAGUGAAGUACCUGUAUAUGCUAAAUCAAAAGUUAAUGUGAUGACAAAAGGAAUCAUGCCUAGUAUUAUUAGUGAAUUUACAGCAGAUGAGUUGUUAGAAAUAGAUUCAGAAGGUCGAUGCGUUACUCUUGAUUUUGAGGCAUUUGUUUUGUUCAAUGUAUAUUGUGUACAUGAAUCCUCUCAAGACCGUCUUCCGUACAAAUUAAAAUUCUAUAAAAUAUUACAAAAGCGUGUAGAAGCUUUGCUUGAUUCUGGAAGACAAGUUAUAGUUAUUGGAGAUUUAAAUGUUACACAUAAAGAGAUAGACCAUUGUGAUCCUCAAAAAUCAAUAAAAGAUUAUGGUUUAGAAUCUUUUGGUGAUCAUCCGGCAAGAAAAUGGUUUGAUAGUUGGAUUUCGCCGAAUGGUCCAAUGAUUGACUUGUGUAGGAAGUUUCACCCGGAUGAAGAAGGAAUGUUUACAUCAAUUGAUUUUAAAUUUUAUUUAGGAACGCGUUUAGAUUAUAUACUUGUUAGUGAAGGCUUAGUAAAAUGGUUCAAAUCAUGCGAUGUAAAACAAGCUAUUAUGGGGUCUGAUCAUUGUCCAAUAUUUGGUGAAAUAAUUGAUGAAAUAUAUGAAGAGGAUCAUAAACUUUCAUUAUUUAAGGAAGAUGCCUUAAAGACACCAACACCAAAACUUUGUGCAAAAUAUUCGGCAAAAUUUUCAGGAAAUCAACAAACACUGAAAAGCUUUUUUACCAAACAGGAUAUAAGAAAAAAACAAGCACAGGAAACUAAAAUGGAAACUUCGAACACUAGUAAUGAUGAAAAUAUAAAAAAAUUAACUAAUAUAAUACCAUCGGAUUCAUCAAGUAUCAUUUCUGAAGGUUUAAAAGGGCAAUUGGAACUUGAAGGGAAGACAGGAAGUCAAUCUCUAAUUAGACAAGAUACAUUACCAGAAAAAAAAUUAGAACAUGUAAACGAGUCGGAAGAAGAACGGGUAGAGUUAGAUUCAGUCAUUAUAUCUGAUCCCUCAAAUUCUCCUGGAGAAUCUUUAUACAUGUGUAAUGAUAAUGAAUAUGAACACAUGGAGGUUUCUCUCAACAAUAAUAAAGAAGAGACACAAUCUCAAUGGAAUGAUUUAUUCAAACCAAGACCUAUUCCAAAUUGCAUUGUACAUGGAGAAUCAUGCAAAGAAUAUACAGUUAAUAAACCUGGAAUAAAUCAGGGAAGACGAUUCUUCUUGUGUUCGAGGCCUGUUGGGAAUUCUCAGGAAAGUCGAUGUGACUUUUUUGAAUGGGUCAAUGGGAAUAAAUUCAAGUUUUCGAAGCCUGUAAAAAGAUCUUAUUCAGGUCCAACUCAUGAUAAUAAACCAAACAAAAAGAAAUGA